Striga asiatica is the source of this 360-nucleotide messenger RNA. The record is from the annotation of a GenBank genome assembly. NCBI's taxonomy places the organism in Eukaryota, Viridiplantae, Streptophyta, Magnoliopsida, Lamiales, Orobanchaceae.
AUGCCAACCAUGGCGAGCGGCGGAACUGAUAUUGCCCAUAGCAUACGGACUGGUGACGGACACACAGGCGGAGGGCGUGACGGUCAUGGCUCUUCUCAUGCGUUCAUAGCGGCGGGCUUCUCACUACAGAUGUCUGGCUCUAAGCCCGAUCAGCCUGGCAGCGGCGGUGUUCCAAACGACGACGGAGUUAUCCAGAAUGAUACCCCCGUGGUGGUGAUGGCCGCCGAGGUGGUAAGCGCGGCCGUGGCGGUCGUGGCGGGGGUGCUCCUGCCCAAGCAAACGUUUCCGCCGCCGCCAUGCAAGUUGGGACCUCCUCAAAUGCGGGACUUAGCUCCUUCGAUCGUGUUAUCAGUGGAUUGA